Mus caroli (Ryukyu mouse) is the source of this 4112-nucleotide messenger RNA. It is a transcript of the gene Slc25a37, whose product is annotated as solute carrier family 25 member 37. Gene Ontology annotation, cellular component: mitochondrial membrane. Gene Ontology annotation, molecular function: ferrous iron transmembrane transporter activity. Lineage: Eukaryota; Metazoa; Chordata; Mammalia; Rodentia; Muridae. The record is from RefSeq and is a predicted model, not a curated record. Gene Ontology annotation, biological process: iron import into the mitochondrion.
CUUCUCCAGCUAUUGGUGCUUCUGGCCGCUCGGCUCCACCCCAGCCCGCCAUGGCGUCAGCCGCCGCAACCCGGGGGAGGAGGUUCCCACUUUAAGAAGUGAAGUUUUCCUCCCCCUCCCCCUCCUGCCCACCUCCUGCCGCCUCCCGCGCCCCGCGGGGCCGCGGAUGGAGCUCCGCCGUGGCGGCGUGGGGAACCAGGCUGCGGGCCGGAGGAUGGAUGGGGACUGCCGCGAUGGCGGCUGCGGCAGCAAGGACGCCGGGUCGGAGGACUACGAGAACCUACCGACCAGCGCCUCGGUGUCCACCCACAUGACAGCGGGAGCGAUGGCCGGGAUUCUGGAGCACUCCAUCAUGUACCCGGUGGACUCCGUGAAGACACGGAUGCAGAGUUUGAAUCCAGAUCCCAAAGCCCGGUAUACAAGCAUCUAUGGCGCCCUCAAAAGGAUCAUGCACACUGAAGGCUUCUGGAGGCCUCUGCGGGGCCUGAACGUGAUGAUGAUGGGUGCAGGGCCCGCGCACGCCAUGUAUUUUGCCUGCUAUGAAAACAUGAAAAGGACUUUAAAUGACGUUUUCAGCCACCAAGGAAACAGCCAUCUAGCUAAUGGGGUAGCUGGGAGUAUGGCCACCCUACUCCACGAUGCAGUAAUGAAUCCAGCAGAAGUGGUGAAACAGCGCUUACAGAUGUACAACUCCCAGCACCGGUCAGCCUUCAGUUGUAUCCGGACAGUGUGGCGGACCGAGGGGUUGGGGGCCUUCUACAGGAGUUACACCACACAGCUGACCAUGAACAUCCCCUUCCAGUCAAUUCACUUCAUCACCUAUGAGUUUCUGCAGGAGCAAGUCAACCCUCGCCGGGACUACAACCCACAGUCUCACAUCAUCUCAGGAGGCCUGGCCGGGGCGCUGGCCGCAGCUGCCACCACCCCACUGGAUGUCUGCAAGACCCUCCUCAACACGCAGGAGAACAUGGCACUCUCCCUGGCCAACGUCAGCGGCCGGCUGUCGGGCAUGGCCAAUGCCUUCCGGACGGUAUACCAGCUCAACGGCCUUGCCGGCUACUUCAAAGGCAUCCAGGCUCGAGUCAUCUACCAGAUGCCUUCCACCGCCAUCUCCUGGUCUGUUUAUGAGUUCUUUAAGUACAUCCUCACGAAGAGGCAGCUGGAGAAUCGAACUCUGUACUAAAGGAACGGGGCAGUGGGAAGUGGUUCUGACAUCCUUUGUUCCAGCUUCAUCCUCUUGUUCUCGCACCCAGGGCUUGUCCUGAAGGGUGCUUGCGCCAGGCCCUUCGUUCCCUGGUGCCGUAGAGAGGGAGGACCGGCCUCCACUGACCAGCGUGCUGUCUGUGGGGACGUCAGAGGUGGUGGUAGGCAGGAGAAACUCGGGGAGAGGGGGAAGUUGCUUUUCUCCUCCUUCCUCCAGAGGAAUGUAGCUUUUCUGCCUCACUGUGGCCUUCUCCCUAGAUCUUUAGAUCACACCGCAGAGGCAAACAGUGACACAGCAAAGAAAAAGUUUAUGUACAUAAAAGUACCACUACCCAGUCUGAAAUAGGUGGAUAAUGUUUAUCCUUUAUUUUUCUACAUAGAGAUUUUUGAAAUUGUGUGUGCUUGUGUGUGUCUAUAAAUAAUAUUAGAGUUGGGAAUGAUGGACCUGAGUUCAAUUCUUCCAUCAUGAGAAGUAAAACAAACAAACAACAACAACAACAACAACAAACAAGGGGGAAAACGGCACCAAAGUAACAAAUGGCUUUAUGUGGCCUGAAAUUGUGUGUAGCGCCCCUCCCAUGGGAGUUUAACUUGAAUGUAAAAUAAUAAAUAUAAAGUUUAUAUUUUGAAUUUCUAUUUUCAUGGGGAAAAAAGGUACGUUGAAAACAAAUCAAAAUAGUCUAUCACUUGGAGCUUUUUUUUUUUUAAUUUUAAUUUUAAAUAUAAUUACCCUGCGUGCCUUUCUGUCUUUUCUAAGACUUCCAGGACCAAAAAUAGGGUCCUGGAGCAUUUUCUCCCUCUGUAGACACCCCUGUACAGUCCUCAGCACUGUGGCUGUCUCAGUAGACUAAGAAUGGCUGGCCUUAACCUUCUGUGUGAGUGAUGUGAGCAUGUGCCUCCCUGGUCAGCUCUUAGCACUGGGACUGCCACUGUAUGCCUAGCCAGUCGAUGAGACAAUUCUGCCUAUGUCUUAGGACUAAUCUCCAUGGCAACCUCCUCCUUGGGCACUUCUGCUAACCUGGUUUAUAAGGUUUGUUAUUACUCUCCUGUUGACCCCAUUUCCCAUGCAGUCUAGGGAUUUUGAGUAUUUCUGGUACUCAUCUGUCUCCUACCCUGUUCAGCUCCACGACUUUAACAUCAGAGCCUCUUUACUGCACUGAGGCCAGCCCUCCAGCCGGGACUGAAGCCUGCCAUGAUCCUCCCCCCCUCCCGAGCUGCUCAGCAGCCUUGUCUCACCCUGUGCCACUUGAGAACCUAUGUCCUCUCCGCUUUGUUUUCUGAAGUGGAGUCAGAUCCUCUCAGAGAAAGCACAAGCCUGUGUUGUCCAGUCUCCCAUCCUCAUGGAGAUGACAGGAUGGGCUCAGCUUCCUUCUUCCAGUUGUCAACGAGUAAGCUGGGAAGAUGCUCAUGUUUUCAUGUCCAUUGCCCUGGUCUCAUUUGGAAGCCACAGCUAGCAUGCUCCCUCACUGGGGAGGCUUGAGUUCCCAUGGAUGGUCAUGCUGCUGCCUGGGAAGAAAUUGAGCUUGUACUUGGAGAAUUUCAUCUUGGACCCACGUACCACUUGGUGCCAGUAGAUGCAGAUUUUUGGUUUUGUCCAGCAGCUGUGAGAAAUUACACGCUUGUCAGCUGACUUUUUUUUUUUUUCCAGAGAGAACCACCUCUCUCAAGUACUCCCAUGUGUUCCAGGAGAGCUUCCUGGCUAGCUGCAGUUUCUGUCUUACUGGUGUCCUGGGCUGGCUGGUGUCCUAUUAUCACUGACAAUGUUUCUAUUCUUACCCUGCUAGCAUUGAGUAGAGUUAAAUUCUAUAAAUGGAGAGGGAAGUCAAAUUUAAAUCAAACCCCAAACUAUUCCUAUACCACGCUUAGAUACAUUGUUGACCAAUCCUGCUGCAAAACCAGUAUUUUCCCUUGGAUUUUCUUUACAGUUAUCGAAUACUAGGAUAGCCCCUUUGGUCAUGGCCUUAUAAGGUAGGACCAGGACUUCAGGACUCUGAGCUUAAAGUCCAGGGGUCCCAUCCUGGCUAUCACCUCCUCAUGAUUGGUGGGUCUGCAGGAGGAUAGCUUUUUAACCUACCCAUCCAAUUCAGUCACCCUAAAGUUGAGCGAGUGAUAUGUCUGCAAAAAAGUUGUUAAAAGUUGGGAAACAUUCAACAUAAGUUCUGUGGCAGUCAGUCCCCCCUCCCUUAGCUCCAACAUUGAAAUUGUCCUUGACCGUCAUGCACAUGAUAGCCAGUGUGUUGAUUGUAAUUUUUGACGUUGCAAAUUUCAAGAUAGGGAAAGGCUCAGUGACCAGUUUAGGAUAGCCAUAACCUAUCUCGGUCAUUGUCAUCUUUGGAGUGACAUCCAAGGAUGGACCAUCCCACCUGUGUACAAUGAUAAUACUUUAGCUGUGUGUGUGUGUGUGUGUGUUCAGGCCAUGUGACAGUCAACCAUUUAAUAGUUGAGUGUUAAUUUAUUAUAGACAAAUAUUGAUCUUUAAAAAUGGGAUGCUCUUAAUUCAUGACUUUUUAAAGAAUUGGAUUAAAUAUGGCUACUUUUAUGUGAGCUGUUCCCCUCUGUCCCCCCCCCCCUUCUCUCUGUCUCAUUUCUUACAACUAUCACCCUCCAGUGUCACCCCCAAGGCUAUAUAUCCAACAUACUGCUAUGCCAUUAAGGUUUUAUUUAACUUUAUUUAUGGAUAAUUAUGUCUAUGAACAACAAAUGUGCCGUUAGCGGUCACACAGUGUGUGGGAUAAGAGUGGCCUAGUGUUGCUUUCCGAAUGUCUUAAAGUACCUGUGGUCAAGAUUGUUUUUGCCUUUGUGGCCUUUGGGUCUGGAGAGCAGCAUUGUGUUCACAUGUGUGGAUGUCUGUUGUGCUGCUACAGUUGUAACACUGGAGCUGGAAAAAUAAAGCAUCAAUCUUGAAAGCA